UACAAAAAUAGACGUGCAUACACAUAAAUACAUACACAGAAACAUGCAUAUACAAACAAUACAUAAAUAUAAGCGAUUCGCGAAAACAUAAACCAUGUAUGUGUAUUUAUGUAUGUGAGUGAGUAUGCGUUGGAGUCUGUUUUACAGUUCAACUCGCUCGUCGACAUGAAAGACAAUGAUUGUACGUAUAUGCGAGUGAAUGUGCGACCGUGUUUUACAUUGUUCAACUAAAAGAAAUUAGAGAAAUAUAAAAAAAAAAAAUUACGGAAAUAAACGAAUAGUUUCAGUUUUGUGAGACCAUCUCCGAAGGAUCGCCAAAUUGUGCGUAUAAUGUUAUCUGUAGAUCUAACGAUCAUGUCGUCUAGUGCAGAAAAAUAAAAAUUUCUAACACAGGUACAAGACUACAAUUUUUUUAAAGAGGACUUGUAGUUGGUUAAAUCGAUGUCAGCACUUUAUCAACUUCAGAAAAUAAAAAAAAUAAAAAGAGGCAACCUUUUAGGAGUUUGAACUCAAAGCAUAACUAGACACAAUCCAUUGCUACAUGGAAUAUAUCCCUACCAACGCCUCCACUGGUUACGCUAUUCCAUCAGUCUGGUUUGAAAAAAAUGGAAAAGAAAAGAAAAAAAAUAAUAAUUAGGAGAUGGUGUUAGAAUGAAGACAGUAUGAAUUACCGCCCCUUGCUCUCUCAAUGUGACAACACGUGCGAGACAAACAUGGCAGCCAUUGAGAGAAUGCGAAAUUCCAACGAUUCCAUAUCACAGAUCGCCUCCGUACUGCGCGAUCAGAACCAACCGCUCACAGAACGAUUUCGAGCCUUGUUUACCCUUCGCAAUCUUGGUGGAAAGAAAGCCAUCAAUGCAAUUGCAGGUACUUUCUCUGACCCUUCGGCACUGUUGAAACACGAACUAGCUUACUGUCUUGGUCAAAUGCAGGACGAUUACGCUGUUUCGAUCCUCACAGAAGUACUUGAAGACGAAAACCAAGAAGUAAUUGUGCGGCACGAAGCAGGUGAAGCUUUGGGUGCAAUUGGAUCAUUAUCUUCCAUCAAAGUUUUGAAAAAAUUCGAACACAAUGAUAUCAUUGAGCUUGCUCAUACGUGUCAAUUAGCCAUACAACGAAUCAGGUGGUUACAUGGCUCAGAUCGUCACAAGAAAAACUUGUCCAAAAAUCCAUACAAUUCUAUUGAUCCUGCACCACCUGCUGAAUGCCAAGACUUGGUGAAAUUGGAGAAGAUGCUGCUGGAUGAAUCACUGCCUAUAUAUACUCGUUAUCGAGCCAUGUUCUCUCUCAGGAACAUGCAAACGGAUGAAGCAUGCUUAAUUCUUGCUAAAGGUAAGGAAACUCUGAUACUAGAUUGAACUUUCAGAUGUAAG
Octopus bimaculoides (California two-spot octopus) is the source of this 1373-nucleotide messenger RNA. RefSeq names its product deoxyhypusine hydroxylase. The record is from RefSeq and is a predicted model, not a curated record. Gene Ontology annotation, biological process: peptidyl-hypusine biosynthetic process. NCBI's taxonomy places the organism in Eukaryota, Metazoa, Mollusca, Cephalopoda, Octopoda, Octopodidae. Gene Ontology annotation, molecular function: deoxyhypusine monooxygenase activity.